Messenger RNA from Babesia bovis T2Bo, 1959 nucleotides. RefSeq names its product variant erythrocyte surface antigen-1 alpha subunit. Lineage: Eukaryota; Apicomplexa; Aconoidasida; Piroplasmida; Babesiidae. The record is from RefSeq and is a predicted model, not a curated record. The transcript has a single exon. The coding region runs from base 39 to 1919 and encodes 626 amino acids.
AUGCAACACCAAACACGCCGUGCCAGGACUGUCAAUGUAUGAAAUGGAAAGAUCCCAAGGCGGACAGUAAUGAAGGACACCACCUAGGAAGGAGGUGUACAAGGUGUAAGGAUAGUGGUAGUAAGCAGCUGACGUGUAGUUGUAAAAGUGGCAGCUGUACUGCAGAGACAUGUCAAUGCGCUUUAGCAGGCAAAUGUUGCAAGUGUUGUUGUAAAGAUUGUACUGGGAAGUGUAAUGAAAAGGCAAAGUGUAGUUGUGUGGAUGAAGACAAAGACAAGGGCACGAAUAAUGGUGGCCAUCGUAUAUACAAAGAUACUUAUCAGUCAGCAUAUGGAGAAAUGUCGUUUCCAUAUAUAGGGGAUGACGGAUAUUAUCUUAUCAAAUCCGUAUGGACAGAUCUACAGGAGAGGGGUGGUAGUAAGACCCCCUCCCACCGCCGUCACCAAUGUGCCCGUAUCCUACUAGGGUCAGUAUGUCUCAUUUGGAGUGGCAUUACUUAUAUGCAUUGGACAGGGAAGUACGCCCCGGGUAGUCCAUAUUGGAACAAUCACAUCAUAGAUGGCACUGGUCUAGAUGAUGGAACACUAUCACAGUGGUUACAGGCCCUAGGGUUCCCUAGGGAAAUGUUGAAUGACGCUGGUCCACAGAAUAGACUAGAUAAGGUUAUAUGGGAUGGGCUUAGGGAUAUAUUUUUCUUGGGAUUCCUGGCGCCUGGUGGCCUUGGUCAUGAUGUGAAGGACGAGAAUGGUAAUACCGCCAGAAGUCCUUUUGGUAUGAAUUAUGCUGGAUUUGUACACACCAUACAUAGGGAUUCAUUUAACACUGAUCAGGCUACUGUGUUCACGAAUGGCAAUGCCUCUCGUACUACUGGCCAAAUCAGUGAUACUAACCAGCACAAAAACGGUGCCUUCUUCAAGCUCUACAUUCUAUCGUGUGCCUAUUUUACUGGGUUACAGAAAAGGAAUAGUGAGAGUACUCCAAGGACUCCUAGGACAAUCCGUGAAAUCUUAUACUGGCUAAGUGCAUUGCCCUAUAGUCAGGCAUACCCAAAGAUACUGACACAUUCCAAAGGAGUGUUGGAAAAGGUAGCACCCGACGUUAAAGGCACUAAAACGCUCUCAUUUAAUCAAAUAGGCCUUAAACAUCCCAUUACAGUUGAUGAAUAUAACCUGUUUGCCCACUUCCAAGCAGUGACUCAGUAUUGCCCACUGGUGCUCAUAGGUAUCCAGGGUGGAAUACACAGUACUAAAGACACUAAAGAACCUGCCAUUCACUCCUUAUACUCCAACACGGAGUGUAAAUUCACCUACCCAGCAGUACCCAUCCAAGCAUACAACCAGGUGGUACACUACAUUAGGGGGCUGUUCUACCAGUUGUACUUCCUAAGGAAGCAGUGUGCCGUGAAGGUCACUUGUGGAGGUAAAUGGCGUGAGUGUAGGUAUGGCCAGGGGGUAGAGUCAAAGGGGGUAAUUAGCUGGAUGUGCCUGGGGUGUAACCCCAUGGAGCAUGAUAGAAAGGGGAGGGUAGAGAAGGUAAAGGAUGGGUUAGAUGGGGUCGUCGAAAAUAUGAACGCGUCAGAAUGGAGAAAGGGAAAUGAGACAAAGAGAGAUGAGAAACUUAAAGGAGCUAAGGAAUUGAUAACUCUAUUGGAAGCUAUUGGUCAGGUAGUGGUUCAAUUGGGUAAUGCCCAGGAGGCAUUGGAAGGGAAGGAUAAGGAUGCUGUACUGGGGGUGAAGAAGGCUCUAGAGGGCGCUAAGGAUGCACUAGGGGUGGCUAAGACGGCACUAGAGGAGGCGGUGAAGAAGGGUGGGCUGGAUGCUGAACUAAAGGAGGCUAAGACGAAACUAGAGGCACUGACGAAGAGUAGUGGAUCACUACAUAAACUAGCGAAUGGUAGUAGUUAUCAUUCAUUACACUAAGCAGCAAAUAGAUAACGACAACCAUUAUACAGAUGUACAU